AUGGAAACAGUGGAGGUGCUGCACUUCCUUCAGUUCCUAGUAACAGGUGACAUUUUCCUUGUGCGGGGAGGAAUGAGGGCUGUGGAAUUUAAAGUUGUAGAGGUGGAUCCUAGCCCCUACUGCAUUGUUGCUCCUGACACCAUUAUCCACUGUGAGGGGGAACCCAUCAAACGAGAGGAUGAAGAAGAGAGCCUCAAUGACGUUGGCUAUGAUGACAUUGGAGGCUGCCGUAAACAACUGGCUCAGAUCAAGGAGAUGGUGGAGCUGCCCUUGAGACACCCAGCACUCUUCAAAGCUAUUGGUGUGAAGCCUCCCCAGGAGGGAUUCUUCAUCUCAUGGUCCCCUGGCACUGGCGAAAACCCUUGUGGACUCUGUGCAGUUGCAAAUGAAAAACAGGGAGCGUUUUUCUUCUUAUUCAAUUGUCCAGAGAUCAUGAGCAAAUUGGCUGGGGAGUCAGAGAGUAACUUGCGCAAAGCCUUUGAAGAGGCUGAGAAGAAUGCUCCAGCCAUCAUCUUUAUUGAUGAACUGGAUGCCAUUGCUCCUAAGAGAGAGAAGACUCAUGGGGAAGUGGAACGGCGCAUUGUUUCCCAGCUGCUCACACUCAUGGAUGGUCUGAAACAGCGAUCACAUGUGGUAGUCAUGGCUGCUACCAAUCGGCCCAACAGUAUUGAUCCUGCCCUUCGCCGAUUUGGGCGUUUUGAUCGAGAAAUUGACAUUGGGAUCCCAGAUUCAGUGGGAAGGUUGGAAAUCUUACAGAUACACACCAAGAAUAUGAAGCUGGCUGAUGAUGUGGACCUGGAGAGGGUGAGGAUGGGAAUGGAGUCUGCAAGGUGGGAAGGAGUUCCAUGUUCAAUGACACAAGGAAAGAUAUAACAAAAGGUUAUAUCA
Messenger RNA from Sceloporus undulatus (fence lizard), 888 nucleotides. RefSeq names its product transitional endoplasmic reticulum ATPase-like. Gene Ontology annotation, molecular function: ATP binding; ATP hydrolysis activity. The coding region runs from base 1 to 873 and encodes 290 amino acids. The transcript is spliced from 7 exons. The record is from RefSeq and is a predicted model, not a curated record. Lineage: Eukaryota; Metazoa; Chordata; Lepidosauria; Squamata; Phrynosomatidae.